Molecule: messenger RNA, 2348 nt
Organism: Pocillopora verrucosa
Lineage: Eukaryota; Metazoa; Cnidaria; Anthozoa; Scleractinia; Pocilloporidae
Product: protein IWS1 homolog
Biological process (GO): poly(A)+ mRNA export from nucleus
Cellular component (GO): nucleus
Source: RefSeq, a predicted model, not a curated record
AGAGAGUUGAGUAUCGAAGCGUGAUCGUGUGAAGUGAGGUUUGUUUUUAUUCCAUCUCCUAAGAAGGUUUGGUAUUCAGAAUAGAAGACUCUGUUCCUUGCAAGAAUGGGUGAUCAUGUCAGAAAUCCCUUUGACGACAUUGAUUCCGGAGAUGAUGAGAUAGAAAAGCCACCGACACCUGAAAUCCAUCAUGGCGGUGAUUCGCCAAGGGCGCCAGGUUUUAGCGAUAUUUCAGACAACGAAGAUGAAGAAAAAACCGGCGAAGAAGCCACCAAACAACAGCCUGAAGAUAGCAACGAUAGUUCUAACGUUAGUUCCCCAGGUGAUAGGGAAGAUAAUACAAAAGAGGAUAUCAUUACGGAGGCGAAACCUGACGCUAGUCCUCUAUACGAUCAGGAAAUGUCGCCCGUUUCAUCAACUUCGGCAACAGCUGACGACCAGGAGAACACGGUCGCCAAAGAAGAUCACAAAGAGAAGGAUGCUUCCUUAGAAGCUGAGCAAUUACCACAAAAAACAAAUCAAGAAUCUGAAAGAAAACAAGAGAAUUUAGUAGGAACGGAAGUCGAAGGUGAACUUGGAGUUCUUAGUCAGCUGUCUACACCAAGAGCAGAGAUGGGCGAAGGAGAGCCCGAGGGAAAUUUAAAUGUAACAGAGAACACAACCGAAAGAUGGCGAACUUUUUCUUCAGGGGCAGCAACGGACGAUGAUUUAGAAAUGCCAAUAUCACCUUUAGGUCUUGGACUCUCAGGACCUGAAUCAGAAAUAGUUGAUGACAUUUUGAAAAGUGAUGUCUCCAAGCUUCUUCCUGGCAAUGAAGACGAGUCUAAGGAAGGGCCAAUAGACCAAAACGAUGACCUCAACAACAUAGCUAAAGAGGAGAAGAGUCUUGCUGAGGGAAGACCAACAGAACCAGAUGAGGAAGGGGUAGAAUCUGAAGAGGAGGCUGGUGAGCAGCUGAUUCAGGAUAUUUUUGGUGCUAGUGACGAGGAGGAAGAAUUUGUGGGAUUUGGACAAGAAGACAUUGAAGUGACCAAGAAGAAGAAGGGAGCACGAGACAGAAAGCAGCACUCACUGUCCCUUGGAUCAGAAGCUGAUGAUGAAGAAGUUAAAGCAAAUAAGGAUGACUUGGAAACAAUGAAGGUUCCAAAACCCAAAUCUAACAAAAGUGCCUUAGACGAUGAUGAUGAUGAUGACGAUGAUUUGGAUGACAAGCAAGUGUUUGUGUCAGAUUUUGACCUGAUGAUACAGAAAAAGAAAGAGAUGAACAGGAAUUUCAGAAGGAAAAGGAAGAAUGUGGACAUCAUAAGUGACAGUGAUGAUGCAGUAGCACAUAUGAUAACUCAGAUGAAAGAAGUUGCAGAGGAAGAUAGGAUGCUGAACGGAGCAAAGCAAGCAGCUACCAAGAAACUCAAAAUGCUUCCUUCUGUUCUAACACACUUACACAAAGCUGAUUUACAAACUACAUUCCUCGAGCUUGGCGUUUUGCCUGUUUUGAAGGACUGGUUGAGCCCUCUGCCUGAUGGUUCUUUACCUCAUCUUCAGAUUCGAGAAGGACUGCUCAAAGUCUUAGCCGAGUUUCCUUCCAUGGACAGCAGAACUCUUAAAAUGAGCGGAAUCGGUAAGGCAGUCAUGUACCUGUGCCGCCAUCCGAGAGAGACAAGAGCCAAUAAGAAAAUUGCAGGAAAACUCGUCAAUGACUGGGCGCGGCCGAUUUUUGGUGUGACGUCAAACUUCAAAUCCCUCAGUCGAGAGGAGAGAGAACAGCGGGAUUACCAAAACAUGUCCAAGAAAAGAAGAUUAAGUUCAGUAGAUAGCGAUGGAGGCAGGACUCCAAAGUCCAUCGAUUCUGCUCUGCAGAGCGACAAAAAAGCCGUGAAGCCUGGUGACAAGGGCUUUGUGAUGCGAGCCCGCGUUCCCAUGCCAUCCAACAAAGAUUACGUUGUGCGACCACAGAAUGCUGUUGAACGGAUGGAUUUCUCCAAGAAACCUCAAAAGUCGAUGAACCGUUUUGAAAAACAGAAGAGAAAGUUUGAUGAAAAGAAAAAGCUUCUCAACAGAGGAUCACAGCGAGCCGUGGGUAUUAGCAUCGAAGGAAGGAAAAUGGCUCUUUGAUCGACGCCGUUUACGUGCUGCCUACACGAAGUAAUCGUUCAUGUGAAACACUGAUCCUAAAUGAAUCUCUACUGCAAGCAUCCCUCGUCUUUGUGAACACGCAAUGAACAAACGUCAUCAGUCACUUGAGAGAUGAAUGGAGCGAAGUGUUUUGACGCACGCCUAUCAGAGCCGACGAUGUAACAACUUUUUAACUUGCGCUAAUUGUAAUGAAAAUGAAUGAAGGAAAAUAAGGA